UAUAGUUUCUAUUGACAUUCUCCAAAUAUCAUAGAAUUAUCCGUGCUGUGCCAUCUUGGCCUUGUUCUAUUGCUACUCAAGGCCUUCAACUUAUAACUACUUCUACUUCCAUUGGACGAACGUCCACAUCUGUUUUCAAUUUGCUUGUUCGCGUUCUUAAUUAUUUCUCUAAUAUGCCUGGAAUAUUUCAUAAAGUUGAUAAUAUACUACAUCAUGGACAACACAAAAGACGAGUUGCUAAACCUUUGCCCAUAGAAUGGAACACAGGAGUUCUCAAGGCGGAACUACUCGCUCGUUCUAUCUUCACAGAAGAUGAUGAUAAACCGAAGGAAGACCUCGACAAGACUAAGUUUGCUACGGGUACAUACGUUGGGACCAAAAGAGCGGUUUCAGAGGUUCAUACUCUGAUAAAUAAAACGUAUGUGUCCCAAAACACAAUGCCAGCAGGUAACUAACUAAAUGGUGACAGAUUUGACUCAUUUUUCGAUGUUCAUCAGUUAGAAUCUCAUCUUCCCACUGCUCCCAUAUCUCUAGCCGAAGCCAGAGAACGCUUCCAAUUCCAAACUCCCGGUUCAGACGGCUACCCUCCUCAUUUGAGUUUAGAGCCCAAAACCGAUGUUCUUCACUCCCUCAAAAUCUUCCAAGCAGAUCGUCUCUUUGCUACCGCACCCCUCGUUCAAAAAGUCAUUCCAGAAAAAUUCCUAGAUUUCGCCUACGAUGAACCAAAUCAACGUUCUUUUGCUCUCAUCGAAAGUGUUAAUAAGAAGCUCUUCGAUGAAAGAAGAGAUAUUGGAAAAAUGGCUAAUAUAGGUAUGAGAAAGGAUUGGUAUUCGGAUGAAGUGUAUGCGCAACAGCAGUUUACCGGGGUUAAUCCGGUGACGAUUAAGAAGGCUGGUAAGGAGUGGAUUCGACGGUUUAAGGCCGCGGCUAGGGCACAGGGGAAAUGGGAGUCUCUGGCAGUGAUUGAGGAGGCUGAGGGGGAUGGGGGUUUGUAUGUGCAGGAUUGUAGUUUUUUUCGCAAGUUUGCGGGGGUGGAAGAGGGGGAGCCGUUGGUGAGUGAUGAUGGGGAGAGGUUUGGGUGUGCGAGCGUUAGUCUUUUUCAGUAAGUAUUUCGUUUCUUUGUCUCGUAUUCUUUGGACUUUACAAUUUGUUUCGUUUCGUUGCGUUGCGUUUUCCCUCCCCUCGCAGUCCCACUCUUACGUCGCGCACGAGUUGCAAGUUACAUCCCGUAAGCGCCGUCAUUAUCCAUAAGCAACGCCGGUUGGAUAUCUUACGAUAAGCAUGCAUGCAUACGAACUACCCACAUAUAAGCUGGACAGUUCUCAGCCCUGCAAUCAGCCCGACCCGCGCCGUUACGCAAGGAUGAGCGGAGCUAACCGUCAUGUCUUCUUCACUUAUCUCGUAUCAUAAUUACUAAAUCAUCACUAACACAUUCAGCCUCCUCCCAAGCGGUGCACUCCACCCCCUCGCCAUAAUCCUCGAUUACAAAAUCAACAUCACCAAAUCCCUUACCAUCUUCAAUAAACGUACCUCCCCCUCCUCCCCAAAAACCCACGAAUCAACCGAUUGGCCUUGGCGCUACGCAAAACAAUGCGCUCAAGUAUCCGAUUGGCAUCACCACGAACUAGGUGUUCACCUCACACACACACAUUUAAUCGAAGAAGGGAUAAUCAUCGCGUCACACCGUACGCUCCCCUCCUCCCAUCCCGUCUUCAAACUCCUAUCUCCGCAUUGGUUGAAAACUCUCCCGUUAAAUGCAGCCGCACGCGCUAGUUUAAUUCCUCAAGUCAUCGUUCAUAUUAAUGGAUUAUCCGAGAAAGGAUCCCUAAGCAUGGUAAGAAAGCAAUACGAAACAUUCGAUUUCGUAGGAAACUACAUACCCCAUGAUCUCGAAGCUCGAGGCUUCCCCCUCAAAGAACUAGAUGGCCAAAAAUUCCACAAUUACGCGUAUGCAAAAAUCAUGCACUUAAUGUGGUUUGUCCUCCGACGUUUCGUAUCCGGAAUGCUGCGUCCUUCCUACCCGGACGAUCUAUCCAUCUCCAAAGAUCCAUACCUCCAAUCCUGGACUUCUGAAAUCCAAUCCCCCACCGGCGCAAAUAUCUCCUCUUUCCCAUCCCUCCACACUUUCGACGCACUAGUCGAUGCAGUAACAAUGUGCAUCCACAUUGCCUCCACCCAGCACACAGCCGUAAACUACCUACAGGAUUACUACCUCUCUUUUAUCCCUAACAAACCCCCCGCCCUCUUCACAGCAUUACCAAAUACCCUUUCAGAACUCCAUUCCCUCACGGAAAAAGAUUUAAUUUCUUCACUUCCAGUUUCGGAACCGAGGAUUUGGUUGCUAAGUAGUCAUUUACCGUAUUUACUCAGUAGUACGGUGGCGGAUGAUCAGAGUUUAUUGGAGUAUGCGUUGAGUGUUAGGGGAGUGGUGGGGGAUUGUGGUGGAGAGGGAGAGGGAGAUGGGGAGGAUAAGAAGGAGAGGGAGAGGGCGGCGGGGAGAUUUUAUGAGGAGUUGGUGGGGUUGGAGGGUUUUGGAGGGGUUGCGCUGGGGGUUGAUGAUAGGGGGGUGCUUUAUAGGGUUUUGGAGCCCGAGAGGACGGCGGUUAGUAUUUUGAUUUAAGGAUGGAGGGAAGGGUGGUGAGGAAAGAGGAAAUAGGAAAUAGAGUAAAGAGGUGGAUAUGGAUUAUUUUAUACGUUUUUCUUUCUUCCUUUUCCCUUUUUCCUUCUUCUAUAUAUAUAUACAUAUAUAUAAUAACCAUCCCAAACCCCUCAUCUCUCAAAUAUCCCCCAAAUCAAGCACUCUCAUCUCAAUUCACAAGAACCUCAAAACCACAAGAUCCAACUUGAGAAAAAACAGUCACAAAUCGUCAAUUUGGAGCUAGCU
Messenger RNA from Sclerotinia trifoliorum, 2884 nucleotides. Lineage: Eukaryota; Fungi; Ascomycota; Leotiomycetes; Helotiales; Sclerotiniaceae. The record is from the annotation of a GenBank genome assembly.